CGGGUCUGAGGCCUGCGGGCGUCUUAAUCUUUGCACGACCCCCUGCAUCUCAAACUCUGGGAGGAGCCCUUCCGGCGAAGGCGGGGCGAUGCCGGGGAAUCGGCAGCCAAGGGUCCGGUCCGGUAACGAGCCUCGUCGCGCGUCCGCCAUGGAGCCCGAGGGGCGCGGGGCCUGGGCUCACAGCCGCGCUGCGCUGGACCGGUUGGAGAAGUUGCUGUGCUGCUCACGGUGCACUAAUAUUCUGAGGGAGCCUGUGUGUUUAGGGGGAUGUGAGCACAUCUUCUGUAGUAAUUGUGUAAGUGACUGUGUUGGAACCGCAUGUCCGGUGUGUUACACCCCUGCCUGGAUACAAGAUGUGAAGAUAAACAGACAGUUGGACAGCAUGAUCCAGCUUUGUAGUAAGCUUCGGAAUUUGCUGCAUGAGGAUAAGCUGUCAGAUUUGAAAGAAGACACAUCUAGGCGAAAUGUAUUCAGUGACGCGGAAAAUAAGAAGAACUCAAUAAAAAUGUGGUUUAGUCCUCGAAGUAAGAAGGUCAGAUAUGUUGUGAGUAAAGUUGCAGUGCAAACCCAGCCUCGAGUGACAGAUGGUGAGAGCGCUCAUCAAGCCUCAAUGUAUGACUUUAUCUCUACCAGUCCCCCAAUGAGUGGUCCUGUUAGGCCUAAAAAGGCAUCCACAAGAUCUGGAAAAAAAAAAAGAAAGAAAACUUUAGCUAAAAUCAACCAAGAAUGGAAUUUCGAGGCAGAAAAGGAAGAUGGUGAACCUGAUUCCAAAGAGGAAUUUAAGGAAAAGCUGGUAUCUUUCUGUAGCCAGUUGUCUGUUACUGCUAGUCCUCAGACAAAUGGUGGCAUAGACUUACUUGCCAGCGACUCUGUAACGGAAUCAGAGUGUUCUAGAAGCUUAACUGAAGGCUCUUUACCAUUGGCUGAGCAAAUAGAGUCUCCGGAAGUGGAGAGCAGGAACGAAGACCUGACUCCUGAGAAGAAUCUCUGUGCGAAUCAUCUUACAUCUAAGCAGUCCUUGCCAUCAGGUCAUAAUGGGCUACGUGGACAUCGCAGCAGACGGUCCAGUCCCGUUUCUAAGAGAUGCAGAAGCAGCGUUCCUGGCACCAGUGGGCAGCAAAUGGUGCUUUCAGAAAACAAACCACUGCCUGACUGCUCUUCACCACCUCCAAGCAAACGUAAAGUUGGUGACACAUUAAGGAGGAAAAACAGUAAUGUAUCAGACGGAUCUAUGAGCCUUUCACCACCUUCUGCACUGAACAGUCCAAGUUACAGACGGGUGAUGUCUAACCCCUCAGCAAUGAAGCUGUCUCCCGGUAGCCUUACAGCUAUGAAAAGAAAUCAUAGAGGAGAGACUUUACUUCAUAUUGCUUCAAUUAAGGGCGAUCUACCUUCUGUGGAAUACCUCUUACAAAAUGGAAGUGACCCAAAUGUUAAAGACCAUGCUGGAUGGACACCAUUGCAUGAAGCCUGCAACCAUGGGCACCUGAAGGUGGUGGAAAUAUUGCUGCAGCACAAGGCACUGGUGAACUCCACUGGCUAUCAGAACGACUCUCCACUCCACGAUGCCGCCAAGAAUGGGCACGUGGAUAUAGUCAAGCUCUUACUUUCUUAUGGAGCCUCCAGGAAUGCCAUUAACAUAUUUGGUUUGCGGCCUGUGGAUUAUGCAGACGGUGAAAAUAUGAAGUCACUUUUGCUGCUACCAGAGGAGAAUGAAUCAUCAUCAACUCGCCAUUGCUCAGUAACAAACACUGGUCAGCGUAGAGAUGGACCUCUUGUGCUUAUCGGCAGCGGGCUUUCUUCAGAACAACAAAAAAUGCUCAGUGAGCUUGCAGUGAUUCUUAAGGCUAAAAAAUGUGCUGAAUUCGACAGUACAGUAACUCAUGUCAUUCUUCCUGGGGAUACAGUUCAAAGUACCCUAAAAUGUAUGCUUGGGAUUCUCAAUGGAUGUUGGAUCUUAAAAUUCGAAUGGGUGAAAGCAUGUCUACAAAGAAAAACAUGUGAACAGGAGGAAAAGUAUGAGAUUCCUGAAGGACCACAGCGAAGCAGGCUCAACAAGGAACAGCUGUUGCCGAAGCUGUUUGAUGGCUGCUACUUCUAUUUUGGGGGAACCUUCAAACACCAUCCAAAGGACAACCUUGUUAAGCUUGUCACUGCAGCUGGGGGCCAGGUCCUCAGCCGAAAACCCAAGCCAGACAGUGACGUGACUCAGACCAUCAAUACGGUCGCCUACCACGCAAAAGCUGACUCCGAUCAGCGCUUCUGCACGCAGUAUAUCAUCUAUGAGGAUCUGUCUAGUCACCGCCCAGAGAGGGUGCGGCAGGGCAAAGUCUGGAUGGCUCCUUCCAGCUGGUUUAUAAAUUGUGUGAUGUCCUUUGAGUUGCUCCCUCUUGACAGCUGACUAUCGCAUCAGAUUAACAUUUCACAUUGAACUUACAAGUGUGAGAACCGGCCACGGCACUGCUCUGAUCAGACACAUUUUUAUAAAUGAGGCAGACUCAUUCAUGCCUAUUUUUUUCUUGAUUAAAAAUUUAAAAAAACUUA
Molecule: messenger RNA, 2544 nt
Organism: Suricata suricatta (meerkat)
Lineage: Eukaryota; Metazoa; Chordata; Mammalia; Carnivora; Herpestidae
Gene: BARD1
Product: BRCA1 associated RING domain 1
Exons: 11
Coding region: 89-2401 (770 amino acids)
Molecular function (GO): protein binding
Source: RefSeq, a predicted model, not a curated record